GAAGAGGUCGGGCCGACGUGUGGACUCCAUUUCCCGGAGACCCAGCGUGCGCGGUGCAUGCGCAGUGUCACAGCAGCGCACGGAAGAUGGCGGCGGCGUCCGCGCAGAGGCACUGCUGAGGGGGCGCGAGGGGGACGGAGGCCGGCGCCGCGGGAGAACUGGCCAGCAGCUAUGGCAGGCAGUGGUGGGGACAGCGUCACUCGCCGGAGCGUGGCGUCCCAGUUUUUCACACAGGAGGAGGGGCUCGGCAUCGAUGGCAUGACCACCUCAGAGAGAGUGGUGGAUCUCCUGAAUCAGGCAGCACUGAUCACCAACGACUCAAAGAUCACAGUGCUCAAACAGGUCCAGGAACUGAUCAUCAACAAAGAUCCCACACUCCUGGACAACUUCCUGGAUGAGAUCAUCGCUUUCCAAGCAGACAAGUCCAUUGAAGUGCGCAAAUUUGUCAUCGGCUUCAUCGAGGAGGCAUGCAAGCGAGACAUUGAGUUACUGCUGAAACUGAUCGCCAACCUCAACAUGCUCUUGAGGGAUGAGAAUGUGAAUGUGGUGAAGAAGGCCAUCCUCACCAUGACUCAGCUCUAUAAGGUGGCACUGCAGUGGAUGGUGAAGUCACGGGUCAUCAGCGAGCUCCAGGAGGCCUGCUGGGACAUGGUGUCUGCCAUGGCUGGGGACAUCAUCCUGCUGUUGGACUCUGACAACGACGGCAUCCGCAUCCAUGCCAUCAAGUUUGUGGAGGGCCUCAUCAUCACCCUGUCGCCCCGUAUGGCUGACUCGGAGGUGCCCCGACGCCAGGAGCAUGACAUCAGCCUGGACCGUAUCCCUCGUGACCACCCCUACAUCCAGUACAAUGUGCUAUGGGAAGAGGGCAAGGCAGCUUUGGAGCAGCUGCUCAAGUUCAUGGUGCACCCCGCCAUCUCCUCCAUCAACCUGACCACUGCGCUGGGCUCCCUUGCCAAUAUCGCUCGCCAGAGGCCCAUGUUCAUGUCUGAGGUGAUCCAGGCCUAUGAAACCCUGCAUGCCAACCUGCCCCCAACCCUGGCCAAGUCUCAGGUGAGCAGCGUUCGCAAGAACCUCAAGUUGCACCUGUUGAAUGUGCUGAAGCACCCGGCCUCCUUGGAGUUCCAGGCCCAGAUCACCACCCUGCUGGUGGACCUGGGCACACCCCAGGCGGAGAUCGCCCGCAAUAUGCCCAGCAGCAAGGACGCCCGCAAGCGGCCCCGGGACGACUCGGACCCCACACUCAAGAAGAUGAAGCUCGAGCCCAACCUGGGGGAAGAUGACGAAGACAAGGAUUUGGAGCCAGGCCCGUCGGGGACCUCCAAGGCCUCUGCUCAGAUCUCAGGCCAGUCAGACACAGACAUCACAGCCGAGUUCCUGCAGCCUCUCCUAACGCCCGACAAUGUGGCCAAUCUGGUCCUCAUCAGCAUGGUGUACCUGCCCGAGGCCAUGCCUGCCUCCUUCCAAGCCAUCUAUACCCCAGUGGAGUCAGCAGGCACUGAAGCCCAGAUCAAGCACCUGGCUCGGCUCAUGGCCACACAGAUGACGGCUGCAGGACUGGGGCCAGGUGUGGAACAGACCAAACUGUGCAAGGAGGAGCCUAAGGAGGAGAAGGUGGUAAAGCCGGAGAGCGUCCUGAUCAAGCGACGCCUGUCAGCCCAGGGCCAGGCCAUCUCCGUGGUGGGCUCCCUGAGCUCCAUGUGCACCCUAGAGGAGGAGGCACCCCAGGCCAAGAGGAGGCCAGAGCCCAUCAUCCCCGUCACGCAGACCCGGCUGGCAGGAGCUGGCGGGCGCAAGAAAAUCUUCCGACUGAGUGAUGUGCUGAAGCCCCUGACCGAUGCCCAGGUUGAGGCCAUGAAGCUGGGCGCUGUGAAGCGGAUCCUGCGAGCUGAGAAGGCCGUGGCCUGCAGCGGGGCGGCCCAGGUGCGCGUCAAGAUCCUGGCCAGCCUGGUGACACAGUUCGACUCGGGCCUGAAGGCCGAGGUCCUGUCCUUCAUCCUGGAGGAUGUGCGGGGCCGCCUGGACCUGGCCUUCGCCUGGCUCUACCAGGAGUACAGUGCCUACCUGGCAGCUGGUGUCUCAGGCGCCCUGGACAAGUAUGAGGACUGCCUCAUCCGCCUGCUCUCCGGCCUGCAGGAGAAGCCGGACCAGAAGGAUGGGAUAUUCACCAAGGUUGUGCUGGAGGCGCCGCUGAUCACCGAGAGCGCCCUAGAGGUGAUUCGCAAGUACUGCGAGGAUGAGAGUCGCACCUACCUGGGCAUGGCCACCCUCCGAGACCUGAUCUUCAAGCGCCCGUCCCGCCAGUUCCAGUACCUGCAUGUCUUGUUAGACCUCAGCUCCCACGAGAAAGACAAGGUGCGCUCCCAGGCCCUGCUGUUCAUCAAGCGCAUGUAUGAGAAGGAGCAGCUGCGAGAGUAUGUGGAGAAAUUUGCCCUCAACUACUUGCAGCUCUUGGUCCACCCCAACCCCCCAUCUGUGCUGUUUGGAGCCGACAAGGACACAGAGGUGGCAGCGCCCUGGACCGAGGAGACGGUCAAGCAGUGUCUGUACCUCUACCUGGCCCUCCUGCCUCAGAACCACAAGCUGAUCCAUGAGCUGGCAGCUGUGUACACUGAGGCCAUCGCUGACAUCAAGCGGACAGUACUGAGGGUCAUCGAACAGCCGAUCCGAGGAAUGGGCAUGAACUCACCAGAGCUGCUCCUGCUGGUGGAAAACUGUCCCAAGGGGGCAGAGACGCUGGUCACUCGAUGUCUGCACAGCCUCACUGACAAAGUACCACCCUCCCCAGAGCUGGUGAAGCGGGUCCGGGAUCUCUACCACAAGCGCCUGCCAGACGUCCGCUUCCUCAUCCCUGUGCUCAAUGGGCUGGAGAAGAAAGAAGUGAUCCAGGCCCUGCCAAAGCUCAUCAAACUCAACCCCAUCGUGGUGAAAGAGGUCUUCAACCGCCUGCUGGGCACCCAGCAUGGAGAAGGGAACUCAGCCUUGUCCCCGCUGAACCCCGGAGAGCUGCUGAUUGCACUGCACAACAUCGACUCGGUGAAGUGUGACAUGAAGUCCAUCAUCAAAGGCUCUCCUAAGGCCUCACAGGCCUGUCUGCCCGUCCAGACCACCUGCUGCCUGCGAGGAUGCUGACUUCCUCUUGUGGAUGAGAACAUGGAGAGUCCAGAGAGGUUAAGUAGCUUGCUCAGGGCCACACAGAAGCUAAGUGGUGUAGUGGAAAGAACACCCUGAAGUCAGGUGGACCUGAGUGGAAAGCCCAUUUCUGCCCGUGCACGGUGCCCCGGGUCUCAAGGCCGCCUCCCGCGGGAAGACCUCUCUCAGCUCUCCUCUGUGCUCCCCUCAAUCCCUCCUUGAAGCAGGUUUCUGGCCCGAGAAGCCAUCCUUUCCCACAGACGUGGAAACCCUUACUGUCACCCACCCUCCUCGGAAGUCAGCUGUCCCCCAACUCCUCCUCACUUCUGAGAAGAGCGGGGUGGCUCCUGUCCUUGCCCCUUAGUUUCAUGUCCGGCCUGGAAUAGCUUCUUCAGCGACUUAUUUCCUGGCCUUCCUCUGCAAGUUCUCUGAGAAACUUUAAGGCCAAGAGAGGAGCUUGUGAAAAUUUAAAACCCAUACUACAGCUGAGGAGGAGCUGAGGUCGCUGGAGGAAGAGCAGCAAAGUGAAAACGGUCUCCACGCUUAGAGAGGCCAGGAGUGCUUUUUAUGUGGGCCUGUUAAGGUGGGCUCUUCGGGGAUCUCAGGAAAAACGGGCCCGUUCCCAAGGAUGGAAUGCUCACAGUUUUAUGUACAGUUUGCAGGGAUUCACAGAAACCUCACUGCCCGCUCAGCCCUUUAAUGGGCCCAGAGUCUCUGAUCUUACACAGGGAAGCGAAGGCCCAGACAGGACAAGGGCCUUGCUGCAGGGCACACAGGAGCCGGCAGCCAGGCCCCUAGAUCUGUUGUUAAGGCCUGGCCUUUAGAACCCCACUUGUUUCUUCCUACGAGCCCAGACCCGCACACAGCCUCGCCUCCUGCUGAGCUCCCAGCAGCCCUCCAGCUGGUCUCCUGCACCCUGUUCCUCCCCAGCACCCGAUCCAGCCAGCUCCCAGAGCACGUUUCUCUGCCCAGGCACCAGUGGUUUGCCUGGUUCCACUAGUAACCCCACUCCAGUUCCAAAGUUCAGUCUGUUCUGUGCACCAUUGAAAUCCCCAGUGCCUGAUAGUAUAACCAGUCAGUCAUUCCUAGCAUUUACAACCCCCUUAAACCACCCUUUCUUUGGCGAGUUCUUUUAUAACGACCUGCCCGCAAUGAUCUGGUCCAGUAAUUAACAAAACUCUCUGAGCACCUCUGCUUAGCCCCGUGUUGGGCAGGGCGGGGACAGCAGGGAUGGAAACAGCUCUGGCCCUGUCCCCCUGGGGCUCCCAGUCCAUGUCUAGAUAGUAACAACCCAGAGUGAGCAAGGUUGGGACAGGGGACUCCAGAGGGGCCACCUGACCCUCUUCGGUGUGGGACAUCAGGGAGGGCUUCGUGGAGGGAGGGACACCUGAGCUGAAACCACAGAAGGGUGAGGUAGCAGGAAAGAGGAUGAUGCCAGAGAAAGGAAGAAUGUUUGCAGAGGCCAAGAGAUGCACCAGCACGACCCGGUUCUGGAACUGCAGAGCCGAAGCUGGCUGUCUUACUUGGGCAAAGGGACCUGGCCGGGAGGUGAUGUCAGGCUGUAACCACUGAGAAAACCAUGCCUGAGCCCCACCCACAGUAGGGUCUCCUAGGCCACAGUGGGAGUUUGGACUUGAUCUCUUGAGGGCCUCAGGGGGGUAUGAGGUCAGGUUGACUUUUGAGAGACCCUUUCGGCUGCUAUAUGGAAGGUGGGUUAGAGGGAUGGGAGGGAGACCCAGAGGAGGCUGGGGCAGAGUUCGGGGAGGAAAGGAGAAGGGGCUGGUUCUGGAGGCUUUUGGGCAGAGCAGGCAGGAGCCAGCGAUUACCUGGAAAGGAGGGGGAGGACCUUAGUUUCUGGCAGGGCCUCUCUGGCAGUUUCCUCACCUUCUAUACUUUUUUCCUCUGCCCCUUUGGCCUAAGUACACACCCACCCUGUCCCACCUCCAGCUUCCCUGCCUGUCUACCUGUAAUCCCCUAUCCUCCCCCAUUUCCUUAUAGUAGCACCCCCAUUCCUUACAGGCACUCACCCUAUAUGUUCUCAAGGAUUGGGGGCCUCUCUUUUGGCUCAAUAAAGACUUCCUGGUUGACAGACUCA
Messenger RNA from Manis javanica (Malayan pangolin), 5224 nucleotides. RefSeq names its product symplekin scaffold protein (gene SYMPK). NCBI's taxonomy places the organism in Eukaryota, Metazoa, Chordata, Mammalia, Pholidota, Manidae. Gene Ontology annotation, cellular component: mRNA cleavage and polyadenylation specificity factor complex. The record is from RefSeq and is a predicted model, not a curated record.